UAUGGCAGUUGCCGUCUCAGCUGUCUGCCACAUUAAAAUAAUCAAUAAUAACAGUUCCUAUGGGGUAUUAAUACAUCAAGUACAAAAAAUGGAGAUACGUAAGAGAUAAUUAUUUUUACAGUAAAAAGAAUACACUGUAAAAAAGGGAACAAUAUAAGUAAAUCGCAGAAAUCUGAGGCACCUGUCAAAAUUGGAAUAUCCACUUCGGUAUCCUUGGCGACUGCCUAGCAACGGGUACAACAACAUAGCAACAUUAGCAUCCGGCCCCAGCUUAUCUCGUUGGCUGGUUCAGAUAGAGGCAGGAGUAGCCCUGGAGACGCCGCCAUGGCAACCGCAGCUCGCUUUGCAGCAGGAGGCGGUGGCAGUAGCCCGCCUACCCCCGGUCCUGCAACGUCGCCCCCUGCCCAAUCUCAGCCAACCCAGCUCAUCGUGCUGCCAGCCAGUUUACAUCAGGGGACAGCGAGUGGAACUCUGGUUAAUGGUGUACCUGUAAUGCCUUUAGAGCAGACUGGAGACUCUAGUAACGAGAGUACUGGACCAGCUGACCAGGAAACUGAGUCUCAAGAAGAUACUAUUGCUACAACAUCUCCACAUUUUAUCACAGUCACCGUUGCGGAGGGAGACGCAGUGGCUUCACAUCAAAGCUAUCAUAUUCAGUAUGUGGAACAAGAGAUAUACGCCUCUCAGACAAAUGGUGGACAGACGCAAAUGGCCUAUCCAGUAUACACUGUGGGAGACUCCACCACCUUAUAUCCCAUAACGAACGCCGGACAACCUCAAGGGCAGUACUACGCUACAGCAACGCCAACCAAUGCCGCUCCCAACUCAACCACCGCUGUGACCGGUACGACCGUGGGCUAUACCGCCGCCACUGGACAGUACGUCGUGCAACAUACGGUUGAUCCUGAAGCUCUGAUACCCUCUACUAGAAUAGGUGCUCAAACUGGUAGUGCGGAAUAUGUCGCUACUACCGCGGGACAGUCCACGGGUCAGGUGGUAGCCGUAAGUUCCAACGGUGAAGAAGUAGGAUCUCCAUUGGGGCAUGCUACUAGAGUAUCUCCUGCUACUGUGCAAUGGCUGUUGGAGAACUACGAGACUGCAGAAGGGGUUUCUUUGCCGAGGUCAACUUUAUACGCGCAUUAUUUAAGACACUGCUCCGAAAAUAAGCUGGAACCUGUAAACGCUGCUUCUUUCGGCAAGUUGAUAAGAUCGGUAUUUCUAGGAUUGAGAACGCGCCGACUGGGAACCAGAGGGAACUCAAAGUAUCACUAUUAUGGUAUCAGAGUGAAACCAGGAUCGUCUCUUGUGAACGUCGAAGACUCUUCCAGUCGGGUGGUGCUGACUUCGAACUCCUCCGGGAAGGCGCAAGGCACGGUACGACCAUUCAAACGUAAUUCGGAGUCAUCGGAGCACCAAACAUCGAACGGGGCUCUUUUACAGCACGCAGCGUACCUAGGUGACGGUAGCAACGCCAUACCCGUUUUUCCUGACAUGCAUUUCACCGAACAGUUACCUGGAGAUUGCGGAUAUGAAGAUGUGGAUACUCUGAAAUCAAUUUAUAGGGAACAUUUGGAAGCCUUUCUUGAUGCCAUACUUAGCUUAGAGUUCAACACUGUCGAGUCGUUAUGGCGGGAAUUUUGGCGGUCGCAGUACAAUAAUAAUACGGACGAAUGUGAGGAAGAGAAGUACUUAUCAAAGUCAAAAUUAUUUUCCCUGUGUUCUUUGGAACCAGUGCAGCAAUUCAUAAAGCAAGUAGAUCUGGUUUUCUAUCAGAAUUUAAUUCAAGUUUUAGUACCCGACGUUUUGAAACCGAUUCCUGCCACGUUGACUCAAUCCAUAAGAAAUUUUGCUAAAAAUUUGGAAAGUUGGCUGACCAGCGCGAUGGCAGGUGCUCCAUCUAUGAUGCUUCAGAUCAAACUAUCUGCUGUAUCGGCGUUUAGUUCUAGUCUUCGCCGUUAUACGUCGCUGAAUCAUUUGGCGCAGGCAGCGCGGGCGGUACUACACAAUGGAAACCAAAUCGGACAAAUGUUGGCGGAUUUAAACAGGGUAGAUUUUCACAGUGUUAGGGAGCAAGCUUCUUGGGUUUGCCAGUGUGACAACGAAAUAGUAUCGCGAUUUGAAAACGACUUUAAGCUGACCUUGCAGCAGCAAAAUUCACUGGAACAGUGGGCGUCUUGGCUAAAAAACGUAGUUAAGAGCGCUCUGAAGCCGUACGAGGGCAGACCCAGUUUUUCCAAGGCAGCUAGACAGUUUCUUUUAAAAUGGAGUUUCUAUAGUUCAAUGGUGAUAAGAGAUUUAACUCUUCGAUCUGCCGCAAGCUUUGGAUCGUUUCAUUUAAUUCGUCUACUUUAUGAUGAGUAUAUGUUUUAUUUGAUCGAACAUCAGGUUGCUGAGGCUACUGGAGUAGUUCCAAUUGCUGUCAUUUUGGAAGGAAUUAAACAAGAUAUAAUGCAAAACAGUUUAUGUAUUUAUGGAAACAACGAUUCUGUAUAUAAUGGUGGAAAAUUAGGAUGCGUCAGUCCCACAGAACAUUUAACCAAACGACAGAAAAUCAGCUAGCCUGGACAGGUGUUGUAGGUAGUAACGAGUUUAGUCUUUGGGUCCCAGUAGGAAUAUUUUUAUAAUACUAAAGAGAUUAUUGGAAUUGUUGUUAUACAUAAAGCAUACCAUUUUUUCUUUAAAAUGAGAAUAUAAGUCGGUAAUUUAUGUGCACUUUUUCUAUGUAGUUGCUUUUUAUCAAUUUUUCAAAGUUACUUUUGUGGUAUUGUUGAAAUACUCACAAAUUGCCUUUUCUGUUAUCAGAUGUUUUUUUCUCUUAAAAGGGGAGAAAACCUGUAUAAAAACGGAAUAAUAUUAACUUAUUAGAUCUUUUUGAUUCUUGUACGAAUUCUUUUUUUACAUAAGAGAACUUUCAUUGAAACAUUGUUUUAAUUUUACAGGUGUAACAGUCAAUUUUAUCAUUAUGAACUGUGUGUGACUCAUUCUCUAUAAAAUAAAGUUGUAUUUAUUGAGUAUAAAAUCUUUAAAGCUUCACAUUCAUGGCGCCCAACGUGGAGCCAGCUGAAAUCGUGAGAAGUUUGAGCCCCACGUUGGGCGCUAAGAAUGCGGCGCUUUUAAAAUUUGAUAUUUGAUAUUCAAUAAAUGCAAUUUUGUUUUAUAGAUACAUAAUGAGAUACACAGAGUUCGUAACGAGGAAGUUGACUGUUACACAGAAGGUUAUUCUACUGUAGUCUGUCUAACUCAAGAAUGUAUGAUAGUGACUUUAUAGAAAGUUAUAGAGUGAAUUUUUGUAAGGAAUCGAUUUAAAGAGAUAUAAGUAUAUUGUUAAAUAUUAAUUUAUGAAUUUACAGUAGGUCAAAACCUUUUAUAUAGUCUGUACCACGAUAGUUCAACGAUACGUUAUCAUUAUUUAUUUUAUAUCCGUUUUAGAGUGUGUCCGAGAUUAUUUCAUAUUCUUUAGAAAAUUUAAAAAACAAGUAUGUUCCGAUAUUAGUAAUUGAGCGCGUUGAGAUUUAUUUAUUUAUUAUUAAUUUCAAGUAGGAAUUUUUGGUUGUUUUAAGUUGUUAUUUCAAUUUCAACAACCGGAUUAAAAUUUUGUUUGACAUUGUAGUCGAUUUUUAAUUUUGACACUGAUAUUCGUCAACAGGAUCAUAACCACAAACGUGAGAUGACAGCUACUCGAAACAAUGUGCAGUGAUUUACGCAAGGUCGUAAUGACUUUUACACUCAAUUUCAUUUCGUUUUCACCUCUAAGAGAAAAUACGAGGAUAUAUGACGUAACGUUGAGCUAUGAUUGUACAGACUCUAUCUAGUUUUACCAUACAAGACCAAAAUACAUUUUUUAACAUUUAAUUUUAAUUUUAAAAUUAUUUGGUAGCAUUUAUGAACUCAUAUCGUGUAAUGAUUAAGUUUUAAUCACCUGUUAAUGAUAUUCUUACAUUGUUGGGCAUACGUGCGUCUGGUCCUUAUAUAGUCUGUCCGACGAGAGGAUCCUUGACAGUGAUAGACCAUUAUCUGUCAUUUUAAAUCACAGAUAAAUUGGAUUUUCUGUCAUUUUUUGGAUGUCGUCUGUCGAAAUAUUCUCCGACUCAUUGGACAGACUAUACUUUGACAUAAUAUACGGGAAUGUAUCAUAUUUUAAUAAUAUUAUUACGAUUAUGCAUGAAUAAUUACUUAAUCUUUUUAUUAGCAUGUAUUUAAAAUAAUGUUUUA
This is a messenger RNA of Sitophilus oryzae (rice weevil), 4212 nucleotides long. Its product is annotated as DNA-binding protein RFX2-like. Gene Ontology annotation, biological process: regulation of transcription by RNA polymerase II. Gene Ontology annotation, molecular function: DNA-binding transcription factor activity, RNA polymerase II-specific; RNA polymerase II cis-regulatory region sequence-specific DNA binding. The record is from RefSeq and is a predicted model, not a curated record. NCBI's taxonomy places the organism in Eukaryota, Metazoa, Arthropoda, Insecta, Coleoptera, Curculionidae.